UCCUAAAUCGAAUUCAGUUAAUAAUUAUACUCCUACUAAACAAAAUAAAUCUAAGAAUCAAUUUAUGUAAAGUUAAUACUGAUCUCGCGCUUCAUUUUCCAGUUCUCGACGCUUCAUCGUCAUUUUCCUUAGCGCUUUCUGAUUAAAUUCCAGUUGAACCGGAUCUGCAAAUCAAGCAAUUUGGACUCAUUAGCAGCAGUGCGGAUGUUCAACGAAUUGAGUGCUCUUCGUCUUGGAAGGAUCAUUAACAGAAGCGCGAGAAUAGUAGCUGGUGGAAAUUCCGUCACUUCAUACACUAGGAUAUCAGAGAAAGAACAAGGGCAGCAGCAUCCUAUGAAUUCAUCAACAUAUGAGGAUGAUUUUCCUCCACUUUCUGCCAAUAAAUCUAAACAGAGAACUAGAAUAGUCUUGGGCAAGUGUUCUAAACAGAAACCGGAAAUGGCUCAGAAUGUCGUUCCAUUGCAACGUAAAGCAUCUAACUCGAGCACUUCUUCUGGAGAGGAGUUGGUGAAUCUGAACAUAGGGCCAUUGCAACCUGAAGUAGCCAACUUGAUCACUGGUUCCAAACAGAAUUUGGAGGAGGUUCACAACAUCAGACCAUACCAUGAAGCUUCUACUUCAACUAGUGACCUUUAUGACGCAGGCUUGCCCACCAGCUUUGGGAAGAAGCAAGUUUAUCCUUCUAAAAGUCCGAAGGUUCACCAAACUCAUCAUGAACAGCGAGAGUCCAAGAGAAGACCGAAACCCUCUUCCAGUGUUCCAAUAGACGAGCCUUUUGAUAUAUGCCCUCAUCAAUCCUCGGAAUCUGGAAGUUGUGUGAAUAGGAUAACUGGAGGAGAAUUGUCUGUGACGAUACAGCCAGCCGAGGAGAAUAAGCAAAACAAAGGUAUUACCGAGGGAAAUGAUUCAGAAGACUUAGUUGAAGAGAGUGAAUUGGUAUUGGGGCCUGGAAUGGUUUUACUCAAGCACCAUAUUCCCUUCUUGGAGCAGGUGAACAUUGUAAACAAGUGUCGAGAAUUAGGUUGUGGUCCUGGGGGGUUUUAUCGACCCGGUUAUAAUGAUGGUGCAAAACUGCGUUUGUAUAUGAUGUGUUUGGGUCUAGACUGGAAUCCCCAAACAGCAAGCUAUGGAGAGAGGCGCUGCCACGACAAUGCUGCACCUCCUCUUCUUCCUAAUGAGUUUAUUUCUUUAGUGUGCAGAACACUUGACCAUUCCCACAGUCUAAUAGAAAGAAACCUGAUGGUUGACAAUGUUGACGAUGUACUCCCUAAAAUGUCUCCUGAUGUGUGCAUUGUCAACUUCUACACUAGCAGCGGGCGGCUUGGCCUCCAUCAGGAUCGAGAUGAAACAAGGGAGAGUCUUGAUAAAAGGCUACCCGUUGUGUCAAUCUCCAUUGGCGAUUCAGCUGAAUUUCUAUAUGGCGAGCAGAGAGAUGUUAACAAGGCUAAAAGCGUCACACUAGAAUCAGGAGACGUGCUGAUCUUUGGUGGUGAAUCAAGGCAUAUAUAUCACGGGGUGAAAGCGAUUGUUCCCGAUACAGCUCCUCCUGCCUUGCUGGAAAUGACAGGACUUCAACCAGGUCGCCUCAACCUCACUUUCAGAAAAUAUUGAGUUUUUCCCUUGGAAAUUAUGAUGUCUUAGUUCUUCACUGUUAAGUAACUUCUUUCAACAUGAUUAUUUAUAUGUAUAUGAUCCGUUAUGAUUCUGGUGAAAGUUCAAUUUGGAAGCUUUGGUUUUGAUGUUCAUAAUACAGCAUCAUGUGGCCUAAUUUUGAACUGCCUUCUGUCUUGAUGAUAAUAAUGUUUUAUUCCAUCUUA
This is a messenger RNA of Salvia splendens (bonfire salvia), 1817 nucleotides long. RefSeq lists its product as uncharacterized. Gene Ontology annotation, biological process: oxidative RNA demethylation. The transcript has 4 exons. Bases 205 to 1611 code for a protein of 468 amino acids. The record is from RefSeq and is a predicted model, not a curated record. NCBI's taxonomy places the organism in Eukaryota, Viridiplantae, Streptophyta, Magnoliopsida, Lamiales, Lamiaceae. Gene Ontology annotation, molecular function: ferrous iron binding; oxidative RNA demethylase activity; broad specificity oxidative DNA demethylase activity. Gene Ontology annotation, cellular component: cytoplasm.